GAGCCUAAAGAGACUCCAGAGAGGGGAUGCAACAGAACAAUCCGGUUCCCUUUGGAAAGCGACUCUACCCUGGGGCUGCCGCGCAGGAGGGGAAUACAUUGAGUUUACACAAACAUGGCUGCUGCCUUCAGAGCUGCGAGUCGACUCUUGCAUCCGUUUGCAAAAGGGAACAGCUGGAAUCAAACAAGGGUCCAGUUGCAUUGGAGAUGGCAGUCAACAGCAGCUGUACAAAAAGCAAGGCUGGAGAUUCAGCCUGAAAAGAGGAAACCUAAAACAGGGAUCUUAAUGUUAAAUAUGGGGGGUCCAGAGACCCUGGAAGAUGUCCAUGAGUUCCUGCUGAGACUUUUUCUUGAUAGAGAUCUAAUGACACUUCCAGUGCAAAAUAAAUUAGGACCUUUUAUUGCAAAGCGCCGCGCUCCAAAAAUCCAAGAACAGUACAGGCGGAUUGGGGGCGGAUCACCUAUCAAGAAGUGGACUGAGACCCAGGGGGAAGGCAUGGUGAAGUUGCUGAAUGAAAUGUCUCCCCAGUCUG
This is a messenger RNA of Python bivittatus (Burmese python), 532 nucleotides long. The record is from RefSeq and is a predicted model, not a curated record. Lineage: Eukaryota; Metazoa; Chordata; Lepidosauria; Squamata; Pythonidae.